Messenger RNA from Magallana angulata, 1100 nucleotides. RefSeq names its product mitochondrial carnitine/acylcarnitine carrier protein-like. Gene Ontology annotation, molecular function: O-acyl-L-carnitine transmembrane transporter activity. Gene Ontology annotation, cellular component: mitochondrial envelope. Gene Ontology annotation, biological process: mitochondrial transport; carnitine transmembrane transport. Lineage: Eukaryota; Metazoa; Mollusca; Bivalvia; Ostreida; Ostreidae. The transcript is spliced from 9 exons. The coding region runs from base 67 to 957 and encodes 296 amino acids. The record is from RefSeq and is a predicted model, not a curated record.
AAACUUCCUACUUUCUUCUGAGCCGUGGGAUCGUAGGUCGAUUUCACGAAUAGCACUAAGAGCAAAAUGGGAAAAUCCAACCCCUACAAGGAUUUUGUGUCUGGCGGAGUCGGUGGCGUGUGUCUGGUAGUCGCCGGACAUCCAUUGGACACCAUCAAGGUCCGCCUACAGACCAUGCCACCCAUAAAACCAGGAGAGACGCCGCUGUAUAAAGGAACCUUUGACUGUGCCAUGCAAACCAUAAGGAAAGAAGGUUUCUUUGGUUUAUACAAAGGAAUGUCCGCCCCUGUCGCUGGGGUCACACCUAUGUUUGCUGUGUGUUUCUUAGGAUUUGGUGUCGGUAAAAAACUACAACAGAAAUCUCCUGACCAGGAUCUCACAUAUCUUCAAUUCUUCAAGGCUGGAAUGUUAGCAGGUGUUUUCACAACAGCAAUCAUGACUCCAGGGGAGAGAAUCAAGUGCCUAUUACAGAUUCAAGCCGAUUCUAAAGUGAAAAAGUACGCCGGACCCAUUGACUGCGCGAAACAGUUGUACAGAGAAGGUGGCAUUAGGAGUAUAUACAGAGGAACAGCGGCGACUCUACUCAGGGAUGUACCAGCCUCAGGGAUGUACUUUAUGACGUAUGAAUGGCUCCAACAUGUAUUGACACCUAAGGGACAUGAUCGAAAUGAACUAAGUGUGAGUCGGACGUUAACUGCCGGUGGAUUUGCUGGGAUGUUCAAUUGGUUGGUCGCGAUACCACCAGAUGUGCUCAAGUCACGACUACAGACAGCCCCGGCAGGAACCUAUCCUAACGGAAUCAGGGAUGUGUUCCGAGAGCUGCUCCGGAAUGAAGGCAUCUUUGCUCUGUACAAAGGUGUCAUUCCUGUGAUGUUAAGGGCAUUCCCAGCAAACGCUGCAUGUUUCCUUGGUUAUGAGGUCACCAUGAAAGCUCUGGAUUGGCUAUUUCCUGAAUGAUGUAGGACUAGACAAUUUUAGGAUCGGAUUUAUUUAAAUAGUUGAGAGACACUUUCCAAUAUACAGAUACUGCCUAUAAUUGAAACAUAUUUGUAUAUAAUGAAUUUUGUUAUGACUGAAAUGAAAUAAAUGUUAUAAACAAA